AAACGUGUGGGAGGCUUUGGGCGCUGUUCGUUACGUAGAGGCAGCCGCCCACACUGACCUGGAUAUUAUGGCUGAGGAGGACUACGCCGACCUCUUUGAGUGUCAUGGAUUAUUGGACCACAAUGUUCUGCCUACGUGCUCAUAUUCAUCAGAGAGGACAGGGUCUCAGGGGCGACAGUAGGCAGACCAGGAGGCUCCUCUGCUCCGGACUCGUUUAGCUGCUCACAAGACAAUGUCGAUAAGUAAGAAAUCAUAACCUGAACUAAAUGACAUACUUAUAAAUUUCUACGGCUCCCAGGUCUUGAUUGAUUCCGCUUGUUGCUGUGAUAGACACCUGGAGCUGGAUAUCACAUGUGAGUGGGUCAUAACAUCACCAUUACUCAGACACAACAGUAUUUACUUCUCUGAAGUGAGGAAGUAGAGCUGUGUCAAGCUAACGCCAGUCUAGAACAGCUUACACAGGAAGUAAUGGAGCUAUGCCUUCAAAAUAGAAGCGUUCUUUAAAUUCGUUUGACAUAAGUUGCAAGUACAAAAGCCGUAACACUUGGACUUAACAAUGAAAGAGUUUUUAUAAGUAAGACUUAUCCUCAUCUCGGAGUUAAUCGUCGGACUCUGCCGUUUAUAGAAACAUCUAUUUGUUUUAUUGUGGAACCUAAAGCGGAAGUAGUGUCCUCGCUGUCCCUUAUUUGACACUGGUUGCGAGAGGGAUGUGGCCAGGAUGUAUUUAUGCUGCAGUUCAAGAUAUGAAAAUCACUGAAUUAGCUCUGCUCUGGGAGCUCUGCUUCACUACGGGACACACCAGGGGCAACGAUAUCGCUGCCAUCCGUCAGUGCGGCUGUUAUCGGCGGUCAGAGACGGAGAGCACGACCGAGGCUGCCGCGGCUACGCUGGUUUCGUCUGGACUGGACCAUUUCCAUGAAGGCUCCUCAACCUUACGCCCAAACAGUUUUUGUGCGGGGCUUUACUCUGUGUAUACUGACAUAAUGAAAGAAUGUGAAUCAAAACUGUCACAUUCUUGACUUUUAUUUUUUGUUUUUUUGUAAAGACACUUUGUGUUUCCCCCCCUUUUUAUUUUGAACACAUGUCAACAACUCAGCGUCAGGUGAUGAUGGAGUCCUCUCUGGCACUUGGCAGACUGGAGCUGACCCCAAGUUCAGCAGCGGUGGGUGUCAGCCUGGCCCCGCGGCUGUCCGGCGGGCCCCCCGCCAAAGAGAAGUGCGGUCAGCGGCAGCUGGGGCCGCAGGGGCAGGCUCACCUGAACGGCUGCGUCCCGCUGUCACAUCAGGUGGCGGGUCACAAGUAUGGAGUGGAUAAAGUGGGUAAGCACAAUUUAAAAAAAAAAAUUACUAUUAUUUUUUUUAUUUAUAUAUAUUUUUUACUUUUAUACGUCUUUGUGAUACAUGGAGGAAAACUGUCAAGGAAAACCACAAACUCACUUACACAACUGUCACUAAAUGUGAGCAAGCAAAAGUAACAGACAACUCACAAGGGUGACCACAGGUAUCUUCACAGGUACAUUUCUCAGCACAGAUUUCUAUUUGGAGUUUCAUGCUUUAUUGUCCGCUUGAUAGCCUUGUUUGCGGCUUUAUGCAAUUUUACAACACAAGAAAUUGUGUUUUUAAAAACCUACACUCUUGCCACUAUCUCCAUAAAGCACUCUAGAACCCCCCUCUGCUGUUGCCAUGCCAAAAUGUCAAAUUUCUAAGCCUUAAUGAGGAGAUCACUCAACCUGUGAUGUUUUGUUUUAAGCCAAUUUUGUUACAUCUCAUUUUGUUCUUAUGUGACUACUUGAAAAUUUUCAUCCAGUGAUUGCUUCACUGUGUGUUUGCCUCAGUUUAAAUUCUUACCUUUCAAUAACUUUAACUUUGAGUAUUAUUAUCUAACAAUCUGACCUUAACCCCCUCCGUAAGAUGAAGAAGCAAUUUUAUGCGCCUGAUACAACCCUGAUUAUCCAUGCAGUCUAUCUUCUGUAAGGGCGCCAUGAAUCACAUAUCUCUGGUCAGUUUUGUUUAAUCAAAAUUUUGGUUUAUUUUUUUGGACUGGCUAAACAAAAAUAUAUUUGUAGCUUAAAGUUUCCAAUUCAAACUUUGUGGAUGUUAAGGCACAAUGAAUUACAGUCCAUUUCAGUUACCUUUCUCAUGCUUGUGUAAAGUCAGUAAAAUAGAAAGAGCGAAUCUGUUUUUGUCUGAUAUGGUGAUAAAUUUUCCAACCAUUCCUGGAUCAUAAAGAGUCUAAGCUAGAGCUGAGCAGUGUAUCAUUUGGACUUCACAGUUGCAAUGUGUGCAUAUGUAGUUGAUACAUCAGAGGACAUGCAAUGUCAGUCCCAUGACCAAAACGCAUCUUGCCGCCACCACUUCCUCGUCCAGCAUUUAUCUAUGAUAGACAUCUAUGUGAAAUGACUCUAAUGCGGCCUCUCAAUUAUAGAACACACAGUGAAACUGAAACCUGUGCAUGCACAGUCUGUAUCUAUAUGAACAAAGGCUGUAGAAUACAAACAUUCAUACAAGCUAAGACACUGCUGCCACCAAAAACUUGAUAAAGUGAGGCAGAUUUUGAGACAAGGUUGUCCUCACACUAAGUGAGGAUGUCAGAGCUGCUGUUGUAGAGCUGAACACAGUGUGAUAAAAGCAGGAGGAGGAUUCAUUUCUUCUGAAAGCAGAAAAUACACUGAAAGAUCCAGAUAAUAAAAGUUGGAUUGUGUUAUAGAUUUUUUAAAAACUACACUGCAUUUAUCUGCUACCAUCAACAUGUAUUUUUUCAUAUCACACGUUGUUCUGCUGAAGGGGAAGCUUUUUCGUCAUCUUGCAGACCAGCUGUGAUCUUGUGCACCACUGAACUCCUGCCACAAAACAUGACACUUGUUUAAACGUUCACACACUAGCUCUUGUAUACUCCUUGUCACAAUUGUAUUUGUGUGCAUACAUUAUAUCAAUUGUCUGGGCCUAUAAAUAACUCACCAAACUGUUACCGACAAAAGCACACACAGAGCUUUUUCCUCGCACUGCUCACGCCUGACACCCAUGCUCUGUUGUUGGAGGACGGUUGUGGGAGUUUCCAUGAAAGUAAAAGAUGAAACAAGUUCUUAGUUUAUUUCUCUCAGCUGUGUAAUGCAUCCCCCAGUGAAAAGCAAUGAUAUUUAAAAUGCUCUACCAUGAUUGUUUGCAGCAAGGCAGUAAAUUUUAAAGUUUUGAUCGAGCUGCAUGCAUAUGAGGAAAGGUUCAUACAUCUGUUUCAUCUUCAACUGGAUAAACAGUUUUGUGUCUGUGACCCACAAUCUAAAUGGUCUCUCUAAUAGUCAUGCAUGUUGGAUACCACCUGACAUGAUGAAGGCCCCCUUUAAUUGUUAUUUGGUGAGGGGUUGAGCUGAUCUGAUGGUUACGUUCAUAAACCUCCUAGAAGAUGCAUCUUUAAAAAGACAGUGUGGAAGGCAUACAGUAGUCAGCCAUGAUUAAGACAUUACACAUCUGUCCACUCACUAGAGUGCUCAGCUGAAACGUUACUGUUUGACCUGAGAUUGUGAAGCAUUCUCAAUGCUUUCACUGUUGGUGUGAUCCGACAGUUGCAGGGCAUUUUAGGUUCAUUUGUAACAUUCUAAACAAUGUGAUCAUCAGGAUUAUUUUUUCUAUAUCCAUGCCACAACAUUAGGUACACCUGAGCAACCUAAUGCAACAGAUCUGCUCUAUAAAUUCUACUGAUACAAAGCCUCUACAGUUUAAGGUUUCACUGACAUGGUCAUGAGAGGGACAAUGUUCUUGAAAGCUCCCAUGAUGAUUUUUUUUUGACAAUUUAAACUGCUGCCAUUUCAUGCAGAGUGAACACAACCACCAGCAACAAGGUCCUGGGUUCGAAUCCGGGUCAGGUCGUUUCUGUGUGGAGCUUGCACGUUCUCCCUGUGUCUGCGUGGGUUUACUCCGGGUACUCCGGUUUCCUCCCACAUCCGCAAAAACAUACAGAAGUGUGGUUAGCUUAAUUGGCCACUUCCAAAUCGCCCGUAGGUGUGAAUGUGAGCGUGGAUGGUUGUUCGUCUCUAUAUGUCAGCCCUGUGAUGAACUGGCGCCUUGUCCAGGGUGUCCCCUGCCUUCGCCGGAAGAUGCUGGGGUAGGCUCCAGCCCCCCGCGACCCCCAACGGGAAGAAAGCGGUAGAAAUGGAUGGAUGGAUGGAUAUUUAAUGACUUUACCUCACCAGCUAAGAUAACCCAUGUAACAUGUCCAAAGACAGGCCUUCCCCCCUCCAAGACAUACAGAUGUUAUAAAUAACUUAAAAGAGAAAUAGUACGUUCAUAUGCUGACAUUCUGGUUUUGGCUUUUGCAGCCCAUAGUGAGGCAUUAGUGUUAAUUAAAAGCAGAGGUACAAGUUGGAGUGGAUCAACUGGUCCUUUGAGACAUAAAGGAGGAACAUGUCCCACAUGUGCUCUGUGCAGUAACAUGAGUUUUAUGCUUUCCGUUUGUUUACACACUGAUAUUUCUCUGACAUUAUCCCAGAUAUUCUCCCACUUGGCCUCCGUUAUCACUACACCCAGGUCCUACUACUUCCAGGUCCCUCACAGACUCUCAUAGAAGGCACUAAAGGGAAGCAAUCCACCUUCAGAAAGAAGUUUUUGUUCUGGCGCUGUGGGCAGGUGGAUCCUCUUGGGUAUUAUUGGAGUCGAGGUCUCUCUUAAAGCUCUUUCAGCUGGUCUGUAUUGUUUUCUCUGAUACUUCAGAGAUCCUCUAUGGAGUUCAGGUCAGACCAGUUAGCCAGCCAAUCACAUACAGAAAUCCUAAGGUCAGCAAACCAGUUUCUGGUAGAUGUGGUGCUGUGGGCAGGUCUCAGGUCCUGCUGGAAAAGGAAUUCUGCAUCUCCAAAAAAGCUUGACAAUCUGUGUGACAUUGAUUUGGGAUGCUAGUGACAUGUCUUUUGUAAAGAAAUCUCUCAUGUAGCAAUACUGAAAAGGUCCUUUUUGUUAUGUCAUAUUUUUCUACCUCCUGAUUAAUGGUCAUGAGGACAGUCCUGUCAGAGAGAUCACCUAAAGGGGAAAUGAUGUCGCUGUCCAGCAAAUCCUGACUCACAGGGGCUUUAGAUUAAUGAAGAAUAACUGGCUUAUUAUGUUUUUACCAGGAGGGAAACUCUAAUAUUACUGCAACAUGACAUGCUUUUUUUAGUUGUUAUGUUUGCAUGUUUGUUAUCUGUUAUCUGACACCUGUGAUCACCUACUGAUCUCAAUAAUGAACACAUCAGGCUCAGUUAUGUGCUGAUGAGCAGCUGUCGGGCUGUGGAAGCUAAUUUUCCGCUGUUAAUUAGUCACCAGGAGGAGAAAAUAGAGCAGAGAUGAAGAUGUAUCACUUUGUGGUGAGUAAAUCACUCACACCGUUUCCAGAAAAUUAAUCAGCAACUCCUGAAUAAUCAGUCACACACUUAAGUAAAUAUUCGAACAUGGACAAAGAAAGAGGCAUUGAGUGAAGCAGUGACAGAGUCUGUUUGACCGUACACUGUAAUAAUCUUAUCUCAGCCCCUCCCUGGGCUUGUUUAACAAUCAUUAACACUCAGGCUACAUGAGUCCAAGCCCACAGGAAGAGGAUGGCAGUAUUGACACAGUAUUCAGACUCCACAGCAGUGGAAGAACAAGCUCAGGAAUCCAGUUCAGCUGGUACUGCUGCUGACUGAGAAUGAUCCUGCUCGCUCCUCCUCCCACGGCCCUGUUUCCUCUGGCCCUCAGGCUACCGCUGCACUAUAGGGCUUUGUUUGGAUGUAUGUUAGCUAUGUGUGGGCUAUCAACAGCUGAAACUGAGUGUGGAGGUAAUCACUAACUGUCAAGGGUCCCAAAGUCCCAAAGUGGUGGUCAGGUAGACUUUUGAUGGUCAAAACGUGAACUUAAACCAUCAAAACAUGGUGAAAAAAGUGCCUUGAAAUAACUGAAGUGUUGAUACUUCUUCAAACUUUGAACCGGAUAGUUUACUUUUUAAUCCCUCUGUUACCUCUUCUUUAUUAAUGUCACCUGUUUUGUUUCUUUUCAAAUCAUAAUGAGGAUAUUGAACCAUUUUUAAAGUUUCUUAAAAGAAUGUAUUUGGCUUUUUUUUUCUUUUAAUCGAUUGACACGCCAGUAGUCUACAUAACUUCUUCCAUCAUUGAGCCAAAGGGCGUUAAAAAUGUUCUGGUUCCUUGCAAAAGCAUGGUAAUAACUUGAUUCUGUACUUUUAUGGGUUUAUUUUUGAUGUUCCUCUUGAUGAGCUAAAUUCAUCAAUACAUGCCAAGAGGUCUUUUUUAAGGGUUUAGAGCUCGAUAACUUUUGAUGUUGAACAGUCCACUUCAGAACAGAAAAUAGUAUUUCACUGCAAAUCUCCUUCUGUAUGGUUAAUCCAACUAAAGGUGCAGCUCAAAACAUUUGAAUACCCUGAAAUAAAUGUCCUUUUUUUCACCAUGAUUUAAUUCAAAAUGUGAAACCCAUGACUCUGACAGUGUGCACUCAAGUAGAUAAAGAGAUGCAUGUUUAAACUAUAAGGUCCUUCCUUGAGCUGCUUCACCCCGCAGCAGUCUGUAGUGGACUGGCCUGAGGUCUCGCUACAAACAAGCGGCUGCUGGAAGAGAGUUUUGCUCACAUGUAUAGAAUACAUCAAAUUUGUACUUUUCUGGUCACUGCUGGAAAGUACAGAUUUAAUUGUUUCUUUUUUUAACAAUUGUCUAAUUAUUUGAGGUGUACCUGUUUGCAGUUUACAUCAACAUGAUUAUGAAUUCUCACAUUCAACUUUACUGACCAGAAAGAGCCUAAAGGUGACACCAGCUCUGCAGGAAACUGUGUGUGUGCGUGCGUGUGUGCGUGUGUGUGUGUACUAAACAUAAAAGUCAAAGGUGAGAGUCCAGCUCUAUUUCUUCACCUUAAAGCUGCUCUCUGAGAGUCCUCGCUCAGGGCUUGACAACCUUUUACCUACAAACUUAUUUUCAAACCUGUCAUUUUUGUGUUGAUUAUUAAACAGCCAGCAUCGAAAGGUUUGUGACUUUGAUUGUAAGUGAUACAAAGUUGAAGAACUUUUGCCUUUACUUUCAAACCAAUACUGCUGAGACAGAUACUUUUUAUUUUGAUCAUAUGUCAGGUUUUAUAGGCAGAUAAAGCAGCAGUUGUAGCAGAUUGUCUGUAAAAUCCUGCAAUGAUUUCCUCUACUUGGAGGUGGUAAACAUUAACACUGCCCCUCUGUAAACUUGAGGUAAUCUGGAGUUCUGAUACGGUCCCUUUACUUUUAAUGUUGCGUAGUUCAGCAGAGCAGUACACCAUCAAAGUUUUAAUCAAACGCAGAUUAUUAAUAAGCUCCUUCUGUUAUCAGAGUUUAUUAGCCAGGUGAACACAGAGCUAAUAUAACACGGAUCAACUGUGAACUCAAUGUUAACUGAUCUUACUACUAUGACUACAUGCAGCAGCUCAACAGCUGAUUGGAAAUAAUCCUUGGCUUUUGUAUGGGUGCACAAAUCCACCCGAAUCACAUCAAUAUGAACAAUAAACAUAUGUGUUAAAGCCUCACAUGGAUCAGGUGUUGCUGCUCAUGUCGGAUUUUACUUUCUUUAGUAUGUUUUAUUGUGUGUGUGUCUAUGUCUGUGUUUUCUGAAGAGAAUCUCGAGAUCAGCAGAGUAAUCCUUUCAAUCUGUACUCAGCUGUGGUCAGCAUGCGAUUAUGUAACAGGACACUUUUCUUCUCCUCCCAGUAUCUCUGUGUUUACACUGGAAACAGACUUGAACAAGGAACGACAUGUGGGGAUAACCUCCCUCUCUUAGUGUACCUCCAACACAAAUCAGAUACAAAAUAAAACCAAAUAAGCGUCAGCUCCUGGGUGCAGCUGAUGACAACCAGAGCAGCUCCACAUUAAACACAGCUCUCAGUGAUUGACUAAUGCAGAACAAACAUUUCUGUGUUGUUUAGUUCAACUAAGCAUUUCACACUAGUUUUCAAUUCCCCUUUAGUGCCUGAACAGCUGUUAUUAUAGCCUCUGUGGCUGUGAUCAACCCCCUGUUCAAAACAGGACCACUGUGUCUCUGUGAAUGUGGACUCAUGGUAAUGAGUCUGAUUAUGAUCAUAUCUGGGAUGCGGUAUUUACAUGCACACACAGAAACCUGGUUAUCUCUAUCUAUGUUUUUUUUAUGUAUGAUUGAGAAGAAGAAAAAUCACUUCACAUCUGAAUCACAGUCCUGAAAUUCUGAACUUGAAACUUGAAAAGUCAAAAAUGUGAUUUAAAAAAAAAAACAUUUCCCCCAUUUUUUUUUAAAGAUUUUAUUGAAGAACAACAAUUCCAGGGAAGCUGAAAGCAAUCAGAAAUAGAAAAUAACAUUUAAAUUAAGGCUUGGAAUAAUGUAUCUUUAUAAAAUCACUAUUAUAAUGAUCAUUAUGAUAAUUAAUUUCAAAUCCAACCCAGUUAGGUAACUUCUUUAAUAAUAAAUACAGAUGGCUGGACAGAAAUUUAAAUGAAGAUACUGAUAUUGUGCUAAAAAUAAGCACAUUGUAAUAUUGUGAGUUCAUAGUGGUGAUCUUUUACACAAUACAAAAGACAGAGAGAUGAAGAAGAAGUAGCAGACUGCUGACAGAUGAUUAGACAUCCAAAAACAACGUGAAAGCUCAAACCUAUUUGGGUUACUGAUCAGUUAAAAAUUUGAACUUCCUAACCCUUCUUUUGACUGUUUUUUUUCCCCCACUUCAAAAUAAAAGCAUAGUUUUACCUGACAGGGAAAAAGGGACCUAAAAUAAAGAGAGAAAAAAUUCAUGAGGCAAUGUCAGCUCUGAAGAAGUUUCCGUCAUUGCGCUGAUGAUAAAGCAUAAAUGUAAACAUCAGUGGAAAGAGAUGUGAACAGCGAUGGAUGAAUAUGUGUGGAGAAUUAGUUUUUUUGUAAAUCAAGGUCAAGUUAGGUUGAUAGUGAAGGGUUGAUUAGUUACAUGAUGUGGGAAAGCGAGAAAUCUGAACAGUACACUUGAAUAAGAAAGUCAUAAUUCUACAUCAGUAAAUGAUAUAGAGUGGAAGCACAGCAAAAUGAGUAUUUUUUCUAUGUACAUUUUACAAAACAGACGAUUUACAUCAGUAUCUUUUCCGAAGUAUUGUAAGAAUAAUUUCACAGUGAUGAAAACAGUGAAUUAUUUUCAAUUAAAGGGAUUUUAGUUUCACGUUUUGGUUGCUGGCACUGUUUGCUGUUGUACACUGCUGAAGCAGGAGUGUCAGUCCUGGCUCCUCAGUUUUAGUGCUGACGUUUGUCGUGAAUUUGUACAUGGAGCAGCAAAAAGUUGGUCCAGUCUGGUUUCAGUUUCAGGUCUGCAUUUAGACACCUCCUCAGGGGCUGUACUGUGUCUGCUCAUGAGCCCACCUCUAUUUCUUAUUCAUCCUCCUGUCCCCUUUUAUCUCCUUCCUCUUCAUCCUCCUCCUCUUCUUCUUCUACCUGAAAAUGCACAGACCCACUUCAGCACAGCUGCUAUAACAGCCUAAACAUUUCCUCUCCUACUUAUCUACUGGGAAGGCUGUGCUGAAACAAGGCUCUGAGACUAAUGAGGAUUUUCAGGAUUAUUUAACCUGUUUGACCCCCACAGUCUUGGAUCUUUACUGCUGUCUUUGUGUGUUUCAGGUAUUUUGCAGCAUCCAGAUGGAACAGUCCUGAAGCAGCUCCAGCCUCCACCAAGAGGUCCCAGAGAGAUGCAGUUUUACAGCAUGGUACCAUCACUUGAUUCCAUCUGUUUUACCUUCACACCCUUACAUACACAAGAGGACAAUUUUUUGUCUCUUUAUUCAUGCAUUUAUGUUUGGAGGAGGUUUAAAUGAAAGUAGUCAGGUCUUUCUAUUGGCAAUAACUGAGCCUUAUGCCACCACUUCACAUGCAGCCCAAGAAAGAAGGAAAUAUUUGCACGGUGAAAAAAAUCUCUUCUUUCAAACAAAAAAUAGUUUUUAUUUAAGAUGUGAUGCUAGUGAUGUCAACAGUUAAAUGAGUGUAGAGUAACUGAUGCCCAAAAUGUACUUGAACACGCAUGUUAUUGUUAAAUUUUCCAUGAGGAAGAUGAGAACAAUGCAUAAUCUCAUUUUAUAUUGGACUACCAUUUGCCAUUUUAAGUUAAAAGCAUACUUCAAUGCAAACCAACAUGGCUUAAAGGGAUAUUCUGGCGUAAAAUUAUUUUCAGGUCAAACACACCGUAACACCGAGUUAGACACCCCCUUGAUGAAUGUUGCCGACCGCUUGCUUCUCUAGCUAUACCAACUUUCAUUUCUUCAUGGAACAAUCAGACCGAGAUGCUAAGGCAGAAGAACUACCACGUCUGCAGUGCAAAAUGAUCAAUAUGGUGAUUAUUACUUCAAGGAAAUCAUAAAGAAAUGAUCAUAAAUGUUCUUCCUUGAGCUGCGUCAACCCGCAGCAGUCCGUAAUGGAUAAGCAUGAGGUCUCGCUACAAACAAACGGCUGCUGGAAGAGAGUAGGUGAGUUCUGUUUAGUCUCUUUGUUAAAGAAAUCAGGCAAAGUUAAAAAGAUGUUUGGUGGCUAGUGCUGUGGCUGGAACCCUAUAUGUACUGUUGAUGAAGUUAGGUGCUGUUCUGAGCAUAAUUUGUGGUUAUAGAGUGGUGUUUUGAUUGAGGUUUGUUUAUGGCUCCUCAGACCGCUGUGUAUUGCUAUUGUGCGAUCAUUACUAAAGUUGGUAUAACUACAGAAGCAAGCGGUCGGCAACAUUCAUCUCUGUCUACCUCAGUGUUAUGGUGUGUUUGACCCUGAAUUAAUUUUACGCCGGAAUGUCCCUUUAAGGUGGUGUGUGCACCUCAGAGACACUCAGUAAGGGGAGGCAGCCAAGCAACAGGUCUCUGCAGGCUGGAAAGCUUUUUACCAGGGCAUCAACCUGUGACUGGACACAGAUCUGGCAGGGUGGAGAAAAAUCAAUAGAAGAUUUCCCAAACUGGCAAAUCUGGCACCUAUCUACACACCAGGAAUGUCAGUGCUUUCAAGGCAUGUGCUCUCUGCAACCGGACUAGACAGUCAAAAACACACAAAUGAGCAGUGACAUGUGGCAUCAUAGCUGCAAACAACCAACAGCUGACUAAAAGAGCAAAUGUAGAGAAAACUGGGCACUGUGAGUCUGAAAUGUUUUUGUGUUCAGUUCUCUUGUGGCAGAAAUUCUACAUUUAGCCAUCUGAGUCUCACUCUGUAUGACUGUGUGUCUGUGGAGAUCAAUCUUUAAGCCUGCUCUGUGUAAUGAUAUUUGGCGUGUCUAAUAACUUGGUGUCUUUGCACUUUUAUAGCUUUGCAGUACAGUCAGUCAUAUCCAGUGUUGCAGUAGGGGGAAAAAACACCAUGGUAUUGUGGGUACAGUGUUCAUUAGUAAGCCAGCUGAAGUGCAGCUAAUGUGGAAAUGUUGAAUUGACACACUGAGAAGCAAGAAUGAUUUGGUAAAUAAGAAUAUGUAGUGAGUGAGUAGGUGGGUGAAGAAAUACAGAGUGGUUACAUUCAGUGAAGACAUCAGACGUCCCAUAUGGUGCUCGGUGGUCUCAUGUGCGUCUGCUGCUUCAGAGCUUCAGUGUUUGAUUUGGAGCUUAGCUGCUCUGUCAGCCUCAGCAACUCUCAUACAAACAGGAAUGAGUCAUGGCAGCACGUCCGCCUGUGUCUGAUCUAACCAAUCAGACCUAAUCCUUGUGAUACACACACACACGCACGCACACACACAUCUCACAUUUCCUACACUGGGUUAGACGUCCAGUCACAGCUGGUAUAAAUCGUCAUCAAUCUGUGUCAAAGAUUAUUGUGCAACUUUAUAUAACCAAUAAUGGGCUGGGGUACCACUCUUUUUGAACUGUACUAUAUCUUUAUUAGACCCAUACUGCCACGCCAAAAUAAAAGCCGCCAUGCUCUCAGAAUCAUUUUUUUUUUUUCCUCAGAUGUUUCAAAUGUAAAUUAUAUUGUACGAAUAGAUCCAUAUAAACGUAAAGUCUAUAUUUGCGCACUUUUACAGACCAUAAUAAGAGUGUGGAAUUGUACUCAGGAAAUGUGACACUGCUCUACAAAUAACCCUCCCCCACAGUUUCAAAAAAAUCCCAGAGGAAACCCUGAGACCUGUUGUGUUAUUAUGGUAAUAAUCCUGUGUGGGGCUGUAAUAAAUGUCAGAAGAGAGGCAAGUGAUCCAUCCAGGAACUUCGCCUUCAAACUACAACCCCGCCCACUUUUGGAUUAAAGGGUACCUGGCACUUUUCUGGCGUUAGAUAAGAAUAUGGUGCUAUUUGAUGGCUAUUGAAAGUCCAAGUAUAAAGCCAGCAAGGCAAACAUGUAAAUCAUGACUCAAUAUCAAAGUCUAAGGGUUUACAUCGGUCCGCCUCCAUCAUACUAAACAAACUUUCCCAUCCUGUGGGUGUAGGCGUCAUAAACUGAUGUCACACCACUUUAGUGAGAAUUUAACAGCGUUUCCUUGGUACAUUCAGAUCAUAUGUCUUUGUCAUCAUUUCUGGGCUUCACAAAGGGCUGUCAUGUCGGAGUACAUAGAGACUAGAAAAAAACUGUCCAAACACUUGCAACACUUGGAGCAGUAUGCUCCACCUCUUGAUUUCAACCAUUAGAAAAUACAUUAAGGGAACAGUUGAUGCUGUUAAAGGUAUAAAAAGGUAUUAACUACAGAAGCAUAUUGCAUUCACCAAAAAAAAGCUCUGUUUUUCAGAGUAAUUUUUUUCUGUUCUGUUCUUCUGACUUUUCUUUUUUCUUUUUUUCAGAGUAAUUUUUUUCUUUUCUUUUGUUUAGGCAUUUUUUUUCUUUUCUGUUAUUCUGAAUUUUUUUUCUUUUCUGUUUUUAAGACAAUUGUUUUUUCUUUUCUGUUAUUUGGAAUUUUUUUUUCUUUUUUUUUUCGGAAUAUUUUUCCCCUUUUUUUCAGACUAAUUUUUCUGUUUUUCAGACUGUUUUUUGUUUUUUUUAUUUGUUCGUUUGUUUUUCAGACUAGUUGUUUUUCCUGUUCUCUGGGAUCAUGAUCAUUCAAAAACAGACGCUUUUAUUCCCCUCUGCUUGGAAGCAAACAUGGCCCACUUGUUUAGUUUAACCAAGUUUUACUUUCCUUUGGGUUUGACACACUGAGAGACACUCCUUUCUUUAAGUCAGAUGGAUGGAAUCGUCAUAAGUCUGUCUACUUUGCGCAGGCAUCUCAGGAUUUGCAAACCCUAUGUUUAACUAAUAACAUGCUUUACUCUCAUUGAACCCGUAGUCGAAGUUAUCUAGGAGCUGGAGAAUCGGUUGGUUUGGAGCAGCUACAGUGGUUAACGUUAUCUGAUUGUAUGAGAUUCUUGCAGGAUUUUGAAGUAUCUUGUUUAGUCAUGAAAAAAAUAGUCCAAAAAACAGAAAGAAAAACAGAAUAAAAAUUUUUGAAAAAAUAUCAGUACAAAAAAACCCCAGAAAAAGCAGUCAGAAAAAAAUGAGUCUGAAAAACAGCAAAGAAAAAAAAUCUUUAAAAAAAAAAAACGGUGAAGUGAAUGCAAUAUGCUCAGGCAUACUCAUCAUCAGUUUUACAACCUGCUGAAAAGUCCUUAUAAAGACUUGACAAAUACUUAUUUGAGUUAGUGUGAACAGCGAUGUGUGCUUUGGUGUGUCUCAGGUUUAUUCAGAAGACUGCAGUGAUCCAUGCCUCCUGGAGCUCCAACACCAUCUGCCCAAGUACUACGGCACCUGGUCUUCUCCUGACAGCCCAAACGGUAAAAAGAAGAUCUCUCUGUCGCCAAAAUCCAAGUAAUCUAUGAAACUGUAAACAGAGCAGAGUAUUCAAACUCAUAUCCAGCUGUAAGAGAAGAACAAAGCUGCUCUAUUCUGCAUCGGUUUGCCUCACUGGUUCAGCAAAUGAAGGUCAGGAGUCACACAGUGAAGCUGUCAUUGAUUCUGAGGAAAUGUAGGUCGAGCCAAAACACAAACUAUUCAACAAAACUGAGUGGUAUCGAUGCCACAGAGUUUACAACCCAGCUUUUAGGAGCAGCCCUCAGUUUCAGGAUAUGUAUUCUCAUAGUGUUCUGUCUGCAUACUCGCUGUCCAGUUUGGCUGUUAGUCUGUGGGGCGGGCUUAUCUAGUAAAUACUUGAAUUACAAAGCGAGAGGUCGAGUUGAUAAACAGAGAAAUAUGUGACAUAUAAGACCCAGCUUACUCACUAGAGGGAGAAAGUAAUCUGUUCAGAAAUAAAUCAUAUCUCAGCUGCAAAAUCAGGCGUUCUUGUUUCUAAUAACCAAACCCCACAUCACUCAUGUAAAUCACUCUUGUCUCGUGUGUUUGUGCCACUUUUUCAGACCUGUACCUGAAGCUGGAGGACGUGACUCGACGCUUCGUGAAGCCGUGCAUCAUGGAUGUGAAGUUGGGACAGCGGAGCUACGAUCCAUUUGCCUCGCAGGAGAAACGAGAACAACAGAUACGAAAGUAUCCUCUGAUGGAGGAGAUCGGCUUCCUGGUCCUCGGCAUGAGGGUGAGUCUUACCUGCUUUGGACCCCUGAGUUGGUCAAAUGGUUGGUCUUCUUACCAAGUGAAUAGUUCAACACAGACUCACACUUUCAGGCCCCGCGAAGGUUUUUCAGUUCUAACAAACAAAGCUGCUGCAAAAUACAAAGUGCAAAUGGGUUUUUCCAAGUGUCAGAAGUCUGAAGAACUAACAUCAGUCUACAGAAAAUAGCACUUUGACUGGAGAGAAUUAAAAUCAGGAAAACAGACCAAUAGAGGAGGAUUGUUGUACAUUUUUCAUCUGCUUGGUGCAGGUUUAAGAAAAAAAAAGUCAAAAAAGUCUGGAGAACAAAAAAAUCACUCAUCUAAAGACCCUCAAGACCUUUCUUGUAAAUUCUCAACACAACAUUUCCACAUUUUUCAGAACAACAGAAGAGCAGUCAUUCAGAGGAUUUUAUUGACUCACCACAAAUGCUGGAAGUUAAUUUCAGGUUUUCUCCUCGAUUAUUUGACCUUUCCUCACUUGACUCUUUACUCCUUCAGGCUAUAGCUGCACAACUUAUCGCUGUUUUAUCUGUACCCAAAUAUGAGCAGCUGUUACAAACACGUCCCAACAGUCCAUAAUUCAUCACAAAUACAUAAAAAAAUGAACAAUUGAUGCCCUCUUACACAGGGUGUUCACUGUUGAAUGGAAGCCUGUGUGGACUUUUGUAGUGAGAUGAGGCUUAAAGCUUCUGUAAGGAGUUUUUGACAUUUAUCAAAUUGACAGAAAUUCAUACUGAUGCUGAUUAUGGUAUCUAAGAGCAAACAAAACCUUAAGCAAGAAUACUGAUGAUUUUAAUGUUAUCUUUAAGGCCUGAAAUCAGUGUGAGGGAGUAGGUGUCAGCCAAGCAGCUGAAGAGGUAAUUUUCAUAAAAUAUUCAUCAUAAGUAAUAAGAGGUGUAACGAUUUAUUUGAACAUCAAUUCGAUUUGUUUUAUGAUUCGUGGUUGCCAGUUCAAUUCAAAGACGAUAUUGGUUCAUUUAGACCUAUACAAUCUGAAACCAUUGAGUCAUUUGAAAUUGAUUCAGUAACUUUUUAGCCAAAAAUUCAACCAGUGUUACUGUGAAAUAAAUACUUGGAUACUGGAUUCCUAGAUUCCUGUUGUUCCUUGUAAGGGACUCAGGUAUAAAUUAAUUAUGGUCAUAAACAAAGAAGUAAACAACAAUUAAUAGCAAAUGCAUUCACAUUUUAUUUGAAUAAAGUGCAACCUCCACUCCAGGUUGAAUUAACAGGAGAUUAAACUUUUCUGUACAGUAAGUGCAUCCAACAUUUUUGCUACCUCUGCAUUUCUUUUUCAACGCAAAAAUAAUCCAGUAUUGAUAUCAAAAAUAAAGUGCAAUCAACAUCUCUUCUGGUUGAAUUAACAGUAGGUUUCCCUGCUACUUCUGCUGUUGUUUUUUAGCAUAGAAAUAAUACAAAUACGACAUACACUGGACCACAACAGUGGCUUGAUUAAGUUUUGCCCUUAGAAAAUAAUAAUUUUGACUUUCAAAAAUUAGCAGGAAGAGAUAUUUUUGUGAGAAGACACUAAAUCAGCCUGUAAAGCACGAUAGGAUAAGACUGCAUUGUCCACAGUGCACGCCAUAAUUAACUCACGCUGUCUCAAGUUCAUUUGUGUACACAGUGUAGAGAAAAAAAGGCUUUUAUUUUGUAAUGUUUAUGUACUCAGGAGGGACAUACUGUGGAGAGGUGGGUAUAAAGACUUUGAGUUAUAGCUUAUAUACAGUCUGUAUAUUUGUUUUUAUUUCACUCUACACAUUAUUCCUGUAGGUCUGGUAUGUAUGUAAAGCGUACACUUCAUUGAAUUUAUCUGGAGUAAGUUUGAGUUAUUUCUUAUCUCAAUACAUCACCAAAUCAGUCUUUGAGUACCAGAGUCUAGGGCUCAAAUAAGAGUCGAACUCUUGGACUUUUGGCUUGACCUGAACUCCUUAAGCUAUUUGUGAAGUACAUUACAGCAUUCAAAUCUCUCUCAGCUAUUACGAAAACAACAACAGUAUAUAAAGCAGGUGCAACGUCUGAAAUAUCUGCAUGCAUCCAUGUGCACUCUGCCACCCUUAACUUCAGUCUCAGAGAUCCUCAUUUCAAUCAAUGCCACCAUCCAAAGCAGAAUGAAGUUACACAGCUGUGAUUUAUCCUCCAGUCUCCUGAUUAGAGCCCUUCAAUUUAAUUUCAAACAAACACAGUUAUUUCAGGAGAAAAUUACCACUAAAAGUAGAAGAAGCACACAUAACACACAGUAAGAAACCACCGGACCUCCUGAAAUGACUCAACCUUUAUCUUUAUGUAAUGUGGGAGAUGUCCGGUUUAUUGACUGGGCGGAACAGAACACAACCCUGUCUUUUUCACACACACUAACAUUGAGGAAAAGUUCAUCUCCACCCAUGUAAAUAACUGCUGUUUAUCUGGAGGAGUGUGUUGACUCUCUGGAGGAUCCUCUCCCUGACCGCAGGCUGUGGAGGAGUAAACACGUGUCAUGUCAGCGCCUCAUUAGUCUGUUUGACAGGAAGGAGUUGAAGCACUUCUUCUCUGCUGGAAAGGAAGAGAGUCGGAUAACAAAACCUUUAUCACUUUGAUCAGUUUCCAUUGCAAGCUGCUGUCAGCAUCUUCAUCAGAACAUGUUCUAGUUUGAGUUUUCCUUCUGCAGUAAGAGGGAACAGGCACCCACUGUCUAUAUCCAUGGCUCUCACAAAGUCAGAAAACUCUGGGAAAAGAAUCACUAUUACUGUCGUAUUUUUGAAGACUUGCUUGAAAAAUUCUCAGAUAUUUAACAUAAUCUGAUGUUAUAACAGGUCAACCGUAGCAUAAGUUUGAGAGCACAAAGGAGAUGCAGAUUUCUGCUAAGAGAGCAGGAAGAGGAGCAGGAGGAGGAGAGAGGAGAGCAGGGAGAGGAGCAGAAGGAGGAGAGAGGAGAGCAGGGAGGGAAGCAAAAGGAGGAGAGCGGGGAGAGGAGCAGAUGGAGGAGAAAAGAGAGCAGGGAGAAAAGCAGAAGGAGGAGAGCAGGAUGAGGAGCAGGGGGAGGAUAGAGGGGAGCAGGGAGAGGAUCAGGAGGAGGAGAGAGGAGAGCAGGGAGAGGAGCAGAAGGAGGAGAGAGGAGAGCAGGAAGGGAAGCAAAAGGAGGAGAGAGGAGAGCAGGGAGGGAAGCAAAAGGAGGAGAGCGGGGAGAGGAGCAGAUGGAGGAUGAGAGAGGAGAGCGUGGAGAGGAGCAGAAGGAGGAGAGCAGGAAGAGGAGCAGGAGGAGGAAAGAGGAGAGCAGGGAGGGGAGCAGAAGGAGGAGAGAGGAGAGCAGGGAGAGGAGCAGAUGGAGGAUGAGAGGAGAGCAGGGAGAGAGGUAGGAGUAGGAGAAAGGAGAGCAGGAAGAGAAGCAGAAGGAGGAGAGCAGGGAGAGGAGCAGGAGGAGGAGAGAGGAGAGCAGGGAGAGGAGCAGGAGGAGGAGAGAGGAGAGCAGGGAGAGGGGCAGAAGGAGGAUGAGAGAGGAGAGCAUGGAGAGGAGCAGAAGGAGGAGAGCAGGUAGAGGAGCAGAAGGAGGAGAGAGGAGAGCAGGGAGAGGAGCAGAUGGAGGAUGAGAGGAGAGCAGGGAGAGAGGUAGGAGGAGGAGAAAGGAGAGCAGGGAGAGAAGCAGAAGGAGGAGAGCAUGGAGAAGAGCAAAAGGAGGAGAGAGGAGAGCAGGGAGAGGAGCAGAUGGAGGAUGAGAGGAGAGCAGGGAGAGAGGUAGGAGGAGGAGAAAGGAGAGCAGGGAGAGAAGCAGAAGGAGGAGAGCAGGGAGGAGAGCAGGGAGAGGAGCAGAAGGAGGCAGGUGUGUGUGUCUGAAAAGUUAAGGGUUAGAGUUAGGUAUGAUGAGAGAGCUUGAAGCAAUCAUGAAAGUGCACAAACUGGUACUGUUACAUAUGAGAUCAUGUAAGGUUUUUUUUUUUUGCCUUUGCAUUGACGGAUAAAGAACAGCUGGUAGAGCAAGAAUCAUGACCAUGUUUGCUUUUGUAGGCCAUAAAGAGGCAUCACCUUCAAGGUCAGUCUGAUUUUAUAAUUGACCUCUAACCCCUUCAUAGGAGUUUUAAAGAGGUGAUAUAACAGUAGAAAUAACAGAGUUGAUUGUUGGACAGAUGAACAGCUCCCCUGGAUGCUGAAUGGUCUGAUGGUGUUUGUCUUACCCACCCCCGUAGGAGGCGACUGUUAGUGACAGUUUAAGGUUGCCUGUCUACACCCUUUGUAAACCGGUUGUAUAAGUUCUUUGUGCCGGUGAAUAUUUGCUAAUGUGAUCUCUGUGGAAACAGAUAGAGGUCAAUGCAAGCAUGUUCAAUGUUUAAGCAGCACUGCAGAACAAAAGGCUGUAAAACAUUUGACUGAAUUUGAACAAAUAUUUGCAUUCAGGCAGUCUCAGGAGCAUUUUUCAGUGGGUUUAAGAUGAACAAUCAACCUGAUCUAUAGCUGGAUAAAUCAGUGUUUGCAGUUGUUAAUGGAUCAAAUACCUAAAGAAGUCUGGAUUAUUUUGGACUGACAGUGCACAGAUUUACUGAUGACAAAUGUUUCUCCAACAUGGUGUUUUUGAUGGAAUGAAAAUAAAACUUUUCUUUAUGGAUUGUUAACCAAACUCACAUUUUCUCACUACAAUGUAAUUGAGCCUUUAACCCUUUUAGGAAAGUGAUGUAAUAUUAUUUUUUAUAAUGCAGAGCAUAAUGGAGCUCAUGUAGGGCCAUAAAGCCAGUUAGUUGUCAGCAAAAGUGUAGUUUUUUGCAUCAUUCAUUAUGGAAAAACAGAGGUUAAUGUCAGGGGUAUUUUGAGACACAUACAACAAUGAAAGUUUUGUCUUUUAUAGGCUCACAGUAGCCGAUGUUGCAAAGUUUUCUAAAUUCAUCUUGAUCACAUUUUAAAAGUUUUACUUUUUCAGCAUGUUGACCAUUAAACCACUGUAUUCCUCUAGUUCGACAAAACGCAAACAAAAAAGAUUUUGUGUUUGUUCGUAUAGUUUAUGUAGAGAUGUGUUGCUCGGCCUGAACUCUUUCAUCCUCCUCUUCUUCAUGUGGGUGUCAGAGCUGCUGUCAUAGAGCUGGACACACUGUAAUAUAACUGUGAGGGGGAUUUGAAAGACUAAGUAAAUCCAUAUCAUAAUUUUAUUUUUCAGUAUCCUGCAGCCGUAAAGUCAUUUGCCACAGACAUGUGGACAACAUUUUGGAGCUGUCUGCACCUCAUAGAUCACAGCAGAGUUUAUUCCAGUAAUAAAUCUAACAUUUAAAAUCAUAAUGUACAUUUCAUUGUAAUAAUUGGUCCUUUCAAAUAAAUGAUUCAAGUGGAAACACUGGUACCACUGAACCAACAAGAAAAGAGGGUGAUAUAUUCAGGUUAUUUGUUCUUAUUUGCAGCCAGUUUAUUGAUUCUUUUUGGAGUUUAAUGAACUUUCAGAACAUUCAGCUCAUAAAACAAAUUAACUUUCAGAAAACACAUCAACUUUUGAAAAUCCUCUAUCUCUGUUAUGAUGCUUCAAACUGACACUCAUGUGAGGUCUAAGUACUUCUAACUUUGUCCUAUACAGGUUUAAGUGACUUGUGCACUUGGACUUUCAGUUAAUUUAUUUUUGUAGAUUUGAGGUGACUUCUCUCACUUCUCAUCAGUUUGUUAAAACAGACUCAGAAUCGAUGUGAAGAGAGUUAAAGAGGUCAAAGGCAGCUGUUUGUUCUGCUUUAAUCCAAACCAAAGCUGUCGUAAAUUUAUUUGGAAAACAAAAAAAAAUCAGCAUUUGAACUUUUCCUUUUUUGUUUAUCAGAGAGUUAAAAACAGAGCAUGUCUGGCUCUGAGCUCGGAAAAUUCCUGUGCUAAUCUCAGCGAUGUGUUUGUUUAGAUACAGAGGAAGCUAAUUAGUGUUAAUGAUCCUCCUGAUGGAGGAGUGAUAGCUGGGGAGGAGAGUUAGAGAAACACCAGAUGAAGAAGAUUAAACAGAUGAAGCAGAAGUGUGAGAGGACAAAAUCCUCCCUGUUUAGUCUGGUCACAGAUACAUGGACGCUGAUUUUAAAAUGUAGCUUUAAAAAAAAAUUCUAGCUAAUACACCUGUUCACAUUUGAGUUGAUUUGUUUACUCUGGUAAAGUGGAAGGUCCCCCAAAUAAACAUCUUUUAGAAUAGAAUAGAAUAGAAUAGAAUAGAAUAUUCCUUUAUUGAUCCCCCAUGGGGGAAAUUUUUUUUGUCACAGCAGCAUCACAGACAAAGAGUGCAAAAAUGCAGUUAUAAAAAUAAAGAUCCUAAUAUUAAGAACUUAAAUAGAUGUAAUAAUUAAGAAAAAAAUUAGAAAAGGAAAAAGGGAGAAGAAAAAUAAAAUAAAAAUUAUUAAAAUAAAAAGUUUUUAGUUUUGGCCACUAGAUGGAGACAGAGUACGAUCAGUGACGGAGAGAAACUGAAGAGACGCUGCUGCUCUCUAUAACAAAGUUCAUCUUCUGUGCAGUACAGAUGAUAAGAGUUUUAGAUGUUAUAAUUUAAUUUAAUACACACCUUUGAACCUGAUAACUGAUCCUGAGUACGAACAGAGGAUGUAUAACCACACAAAUACAGCAAACGACACCCUGACAUGAAUCUUCCUGUGUUUCAGGUGUACAAGGUGUGCAGUGACACGUUUGACUCAUAUGACCAGCACUAUGGGAGAGGACUGCUGAAGGACACUAUUAAAGACGGUAUGUGUGGGUUUAUAUAAGUGGGUUUAAUGUGACAAAUGAUGGUCAAGCCAGUAAUUAACAGUGAUACUUUUUAUUUUGCUUGAAUUUUUAUUUCUAUAACUUUGUCGUCCUCUCCUCUCCUGCAGGCCUGGCUAAAUUCUUCCAUAACGGAGUCAGUCUGAGGAGGGAUGCUGUAUCCGCCAGCAUCUGCAGAGUGCAGCGUAUCCUCCGCUGGUUCGAGUCCCAGCAGCAGCUCACCUUUUACGCCAGCUCCCUUCUCUUCGUCUAUGAAGGUGUCCCUCCCUCUUCUUCCUCACCUUCUCCUCAGAGCACCCCUGCUAUCAGCCCAACUGCAGGGAAAACUGGAAAGUUAGAGGGUGAUGGCGACAGAGUCGUGGAGGGAACAGCGGGACAGGAAGAGGCGGGACAGAGGGAAGAGGUGGCUGAGUACAACAAUAACAACAUUCAGGUGUCGGUGCCCUGGGACUACAGCCUGGCCACCAUCUAUGCCAACCACACAAAAGGGGGCCACCAUCACUGUGCCAAGGGUCAUCUCCAUGGCAACAGUGGAGCUUGUAACACCAUGGAGACGACAGUGAGCAUCGUCCCUGGAGAUAAAACCUCAGCACUGUGUGAAGAAGACAACUCGGCAUGGAAACGGACAGGUGAGUCGCAGCAUGCACCGAACGGAAACGGAAACAAAUCGCAACUGGAAGGGAAGGACGAGGACGAAGACGACGAGGACAGCAGCAGAAGAAGAAGAGGGGAGGAGAUGCAGCAAGGAGGUGACACAAAAGAGGGGAGUGGAGGAGAGGCAGGGGUGGAGGUCAGGAUGAUCGACUUUGCUCAUGUGUUCCCGAGCGAGAGCCCCGAUCACGGAUACGUCUACGGCCUCAAACACCUGCUGACGGUGUUGGAGCAGAUCCUCUGUGACUCCACCUAGAGCUCCCCCUCCUCUCCUCUCCCUCCGCUUACUCUUUACCUCCUGACCUUUUACCCCUUACUUCUCCUCCUGUCUCCCCCCCCAUCAGAACCCCUUCACCUGUCUUCUCAAGAAACUUUCAGACAGGAGAGGGAAGAAUCAAAGAAGUGAAUAUGAAAACAGAUCCAUCAUCGUCAACAUCAUCAUCUCACCUGGGUUUGAUGGUCUGCCAGUAGUGUGUGUGUGCGUGCGUGCCUGUGUGUGUGAGUGUGUGUGUAUGUGUGUGUGUUAGUAAAGCAGAGGCAGUAGUGGCUGACUGCUGUAUGUUCCCUGUGAUCAGCAGCGCUACAUGCACUAAUCAAUACAUGAAGGCAUUCGGACCUGAAGUUAAACACAACUUCUUCAGUUUCGUGAUUUACUCGAGCUCAGACUCACUCCACAGUUUCUAACAUUACCCACAAUUCACCUCGGAAAGAUUUGUAAACAAAUUUCCGGUAGUCGUCUUUUAAAAUCGUUCAUGUCAACUUUGGUAGUUUUAAACUCUGUUUUAUUUAUUAUUUUAACUCUUUUGGAGGUUUAAAUAACUAACCAAUGGAUUUUUGGAAUAACCCGGUUGAUUGCUUCAUCAGACGUCCACAAAACUGCCUGUCAUGGCUGCAGCUUCGUCUUAUAAAAGUCUCAGAUUGCUAUAAUAAGUUUCUGAUAAAAUGACAGUUCUGCUGUUUUAUGAAGAAGUUAAAUCUACCAGAAAGAUUUCUUUAAUCAAAGCAACCGGACUUCCUUUACAAUUCUGUUAAUUAUAUUUUAAAGCAGGGUUAUUAAACCACUAUAUCAGUCUGCGACACAUAUAGAGUAGAUCUACAUAAUUUGCCUCAUAUUGGCUAAAAUGAAGCUAGAAAAAUGAAGCUAUGCAGCCGGCUAACAAUAACUGCCUAAACCUGCAGACUUUGAGUAGAGCACAAAAAGGAACUAAGCUCUUCAAAUGAGCUCAAAACUCUAAUAUUCAGCCUCCAGUUGACGCUUAUCAUGAGCGGUCAACUGGAUUUGGUCCAUUAGGAUUGAAUUUUUUCAUUUUUGAGAGGAGAGAAAAUAAAACUGAGGCUGAGAUGACGAGAAUAAAUCAUAGCAGAAAAGUCUGAAUUUGGUUGUAAAUGAGGGAAAACAAGAGUAGAGGCAUAGGAGAAAUAAAGUUCCAGUUUGUAGCAUGCUUAUCAUUUCAGCCUCUUUUCUGAUCGCCCCUUUCAAAAUAAAAUCAAAGUAUCUGUAUUUAUAUCAAUACAAUGACACUAUUACUGUGAGAUCAGAUCUAGAAAAACCUCUUCUUUGAUCUGAUGUGAGAUUCUGGCUUCGAGUAAAACAAGAAAACCUGGAGGAUGUCGUGUUCAAUUCAGGUGGCCAUCUUGUUUUGUAGUUUUUACCACUGUCUACAGGUAUCUAACUCAGGUAACUCUACUGUAAGAAAACAUAACUACUAUUACCCUCUCAGCUGGUCGAUGGUCAUGCUGUCUGGUUGUUUCAUUGAGUCUUACUGUGUGUAUUUUAUCUCAUCGUUGACCUUAUCUCAUAAAUGUUGGAGUGUUUAAGCGCCUAUCCUUACUUUCUCCGUACAUGUUAUCUUUGACCAUGGCUGUUUUUAACUGUUGUACAUGUUUAGCUGCCAAAUCACCCCUCUCCUCCUCCUACUCUUCCUCUCUGGAGCCGUGAUCUUUGCUGUGUUUGUGCAGUAACUUGGUGCCCUCGCCCCACACACACCUUCACCUGCCCUAGUUUUAGUGACAGGAUUAUAAUGCUAAUGUCAUAGCUUAUACUUCCAUUAUUUCCUUUUAUAUCAAAGGGUCGUGAUUGGUUUGACUCGGUGCCAUUGCUUUGGCAUUAACCAUGUGUUAUGCUAUAAUUUAUUUUAUUCCUAUACGGGCCAGAGGAGGAGAAUCAACCUUUUUAAUUCGGGAUUAUUUCUAUUUUGAUUUUAUGGCAGAACUUGCUCGACUGUCAGCCAUGUGAUGUGCUAAUAUGAAUCUGAGGGUUUGAAGAUUGUAGUAAAGGACGAUGUGAAUCAUGCUGCUUUAAUGGGAGUUGACUGACAGACUCGACAGACAGUGACAGAAUGCUUCGGAGAGAUAGACAGCAACUGAAUGGUUUCUUUAUUUGUUUAUUUUAUCACUUGUUUUUUUUGGCUGAGUGCAGGAAUGAAGAUGGUUGUUGAAUGAAGAGAGUUUAGCCAGUCGACUCAAACCAAUCUGAGACGAAUGGAUCUUGAUGCUGCUUUGUAGCGUUGGCUAAUAAUCUGUGGCUGACACGGACUGACUGUUAAUCCAAGUCAAUAAUUCUAAAGACUGAACAUAGGAAAUGGUUGUAGCCUGUGGUUUUGGGGGCAAACCAGUGAUAAAGUGCCUUUAAAAUCACAGACUGUUUAAAACAUAGUCUCUGCUAGGUUGCCAGUUUUAAAGCCCAAUUAAAGUUUUGGUCAAAGGCAGGCACGUUAAAUAAACUUUGGUAACAGUUAAUCCAUAAAUACUGUUAUAAGUUUAGAGAAGGUAACAUUAAAACUGUUAAAAGUCUGACAAUCGACCCCCUCCCUCCUCCUGCUGCAGUGGAAAGGGACUCAAGAAUCCAAGUUCGGCAAAAACAUUCAUCUCAACACAAAAUAUCCAAACAGUUUCUUGGAUUACUUUAGAUCUGCAGUGGCUGUAUGUUCUUGAUCAGUUUCUGUUAUCCAUCAUACUGCAGCAGGAUUCUUUCUCAGGUCAACAGACUGACUGAGGGUAAACCCAGUAUGCCACAUAGGGGGCAAGAGGUUUAACUGUUAAAAUGCUAAAUGUCGAUAUUGAAGUAAACCAAAUAUGUACCCAGCUCUAACUGUGGUCACCAUAUUUAGAAUACUUUCACAACCUAACUUUCCACAGACAAAGAAGGAGGGCUUGAACAACCCUGACAAACUGCCCCAACAGGCUUACCUGUCUGUCAUUUCUGCGUAACUCUCAGCGUUUAUGACAGCUCCCUGGAUUUGUGAAAAUAAGUUUUUGCUCAGCUUUUGCAGACAGCCUCAAGUGGUCACUGCCAGACAUGCAGAUUUUUUUGUCUUGCUUUAAACCUGAAUCCCUUUUAUUGAGCAGCAGGAGGUUUAUAUACCAAAGAUUUGACCACGAUCGAAUUUAUGAGAACAAGGCCGGCCUCAUAGUCCUGCAUAAAAGGAAAAUCAAGGAUCUUUAUGGGGGUUUUGACUUGUUGCUGCAACAGGAAUGAUUAAAAAUCUGACUUUUCUUUAAUUAAGGGAAAUGUGCAUCGUAUAUCUUUGAAGUUUACCAUACAGAAAGAGCUUUGGAUGCCUAAAGAUGACAAGGUGGAAGAAGAAAAAAAAGCUCAGCCGUAAAACAUGUGGGCACUAUCAUUUUGUCCAGUAAACCGAACAAACAUAGCGAGGGAAAGAAAUGCAAAUGUUUAGUCUUGGUCUGAUCUGCUGUCAGUCCUGAAUAUUAGUCCAACGCUCCUACACUCAGCAGCUGAAACACUCCAUCUCACAAAUAUAAUACAACAACCAUUUUAAGAUUGUUUUAAUUCAGCUGAGUUGACGAUAUUUUAUCAUUUCCUGUGCAUCGAUUCUACUUUAUCCCCCUGAGAUGCUCAGCUGUUUCUUUUCUACACCUCUGCUCUCCACACUAACUCUGGAGCGGCACUGCUCCUCUUUAACGUUAACCAACAUCAUGCGCAGGCCUCUUCACUUGAUGUAGCUUGUACUAUAUGAAUAUAAUGAACAAUAUGAAAAUCCUGAUCUUUUGUAAAUCAACUCAAUUAGUUGUAAGAUGAUUUGUAUCUGAACCAAAAGAGACGAACUAUUAGAAUAUUAUAUUUUUCUCUUUUUAAUAAACUUGAUCAUUUCUUUGGACUAAACGAUAUAAAAGUUUGACAGGAUGUUUACAGGAAUUAGCGGACAGAUUUGAAUCACUGCCUUAUGUUCUGUUGAUGUCUCCAUGUUGUCUCUGUGUUGGAAAUAUUGAUUAUUGAUAAAUCAGGCAGCUUUGUGAAUCUCCUCUCUGGGUUUUUAGCCUGUUUUUCUCAUGGCUAACUCACUAAAACCAUAUCAUGCAUCAUUGUACACAUACAGGGCAUUGGUUUGAUGAAUGACUGGCUCUUUGCUUGAACUCCUUUAAUCAGUCAGUGUUACUGAGACUUUGGAUUUCAGGGCAGGUGGGCUGCUUAACAAACAUGUUCUGCUUUUCUUUUUCGGACUUCUCUUGGGCAGCUGUUGGUCUUUGUCCACUUUUUCGCUGCUUUGUGGUCCAUGAACAAGCCAAAUGACUCAACUAUGAUGUGUAAGACGACAAAAAGUCUCAGAAAAAGCCGGGGAAAUACAAAUAUGUUGAGAGAAUAUGCAAUACAGUCAGAUUAUAAUGAGAUUAGAAGAGCCAUAGUGAUUUUGUGAGGGAUGAAAGGCUGUCCGUGAGACAACACUUUGGCUUCAAAUAAAAAAAAUAAACCUUUGCUAUGCAGAUGAAAAACUCUAGAUUCACACUUUUGAGGUUCUCAUAAGACUGCAUCUUUAAAUAAUGUUUUUAAUGACGUUUGUUUGAUAAGGACGAUGCAAAUUUCAUUGAACAGCAGCUGCACAAACUAAUGUUCACAAUUGCUAGUUUCCAAAUCUUGUCUCUAGUUAGGUUUUUAGUAAAUUUAAAAAAAAAAAAAAUCCAGAUUACUUACAAUGAAAGUCUUAAUAACUGUUAAUUUUUUGUGUGUGUGCUGCAGAUAGUGCAGAGAGGACUGCUAACUGUGGAGUCAGAGCUCCCUCUGCUGGACAUGUGGUAGAACAUCAAGAACUACAGACGGUUGGCUACUCCUAAAGUGUCUGUCAGUGUAAAAUAACAUUACCAGGACAUUUUAAUUCUUCAUAUAGACUUGCUAUUGGCUUACUGUUGUUUGUUGUUGAUUUAAUCAGACCAGUUAAAGAGUGGAUAUGCCAUCCUUUUUCUACGACCUUGAAACAUUCAGCAGGGUCUAAAUGAAACACGUGACAAUCUGUGAUCAAAUAACAUUAGGAAAAAACAUACUGAAUUAUUUCUAAGGCUUUAUUGUAAAUCACCUUGAAUAAUAUUGCUUGACUUGCUCACCACAGUGAUACAGAUGGACAACAGCAGCUACCCACAGAGAUAAAAUACAUCAAAUAGAUGCAGAAAGUUUCCAAAAAAUGGAAUUAAUUAUAAAAUGUAAGCUCUGUAAUUUAGACUUUUAUUGGUCAGAUUUUUUCUUUAAAGUUAUGAAAGAGUUAAAGUGCCCACCUCCUCUGUCUGACAGCGUCUUAGUGCAUGUCUGAAAGCACCUUUAAUCAGACUGGAAAUCACUAUGAUGCCAUGAUAACAGCACACAGAGCGGGGAAGAGUCCAGCUGUGCUCAGCAGAUGUUCUCUAAUGAUUAGGAUGCAAACGUCAAAUGACACUGACUCUGUUUUGCUUUUUUUUUUAUAUGUUCUACUCAUUUGUUUACAUGCAGUUUUAUUCUGUAUUACGUAGAGAGUUCAGUCAGAAGCCAGAAUAAGAUUUGUAUCCAUUUAUUUUAACUCGUUUUCAAGUUCAACUUGUGAUCUGAUUAGCAAAUACUUUUUCUGAUGUGAACACAAGAUUGAACCAAAAUCCCUCAGACAGGAUCAGAGAAACAUUCACCACCGCUCAACUGUCAUGAAAACAAACCUGUAGGAGGAUUGAAAGAGUGCAGCUCCCUGUGUUUGAUGUCCAACACGAGGAGUUUAGUGAGGAAUUGAACCCGGUCCGCUCUGUUGAGCCCUGUAACAGAAGCUGAGCUCUCUCUUCUCAUUGUGGUUUUUGAAGCGUGUUUGAUUUUAUAAAUACUGGAUUUAACAUGUCUUAUAAAUGAGCCUGAAACAGAACAGAAAAUAUCAUCAGUGUACAUAAAGAAGAGGAACUUCGACAGCUAUAAACCUGAUACUCAUUAUUUUUUCAACAAUAAAAAUAUUAAUCAAACUCUUUG
Xyrichtys novacula (pearly razorfish) is the source of this 27935-nucleotide messenger RNA. The record is from the annotation of a GenBank genome assembly. NCBI's taxonomy places the organism in Eukaryota, Metazoa, Chordata, Actinopteri, Labriformes, Labridae.